Messenger RNA from Candidula unifasciata, 372 nucleotides. Lineage: Eukaryota; Metazoa; Mollusca; Gastropoda; Stylommatophora; Geomitridae. The record is from the annotation of a GenBank genome assembly.
GCAGGGCAGUUUGCCGUCACUAAUGAACGUUUGUCACUUGCCUCGGGUGGCUUGGGUUGGAACAAGAGCGUAAGGAGGAGGAGAAAAGAAAGGGAGGUCGAGGAAGAGAAGAGGGGUUGUUUGUCAGAAACGUCCGGUUCCUUCAGAGCCUGCAGCCACGACUUUAGGACCUAUACCCACGACUUUAGGACCUACACACGCGACAUUAGGACCUACACCAACGACUUUAGGACCUGCACCCACGACUUCAGGACCUACACCCACGACUUUAGGACCUACACCCACGACUUUAGGACCUACAUCCACGACUUUAGGACCUGCACCCACGACUUUAGGACCUACACCCUCGACUUUAGGACCUGCACCCACUAA